CUUUCUAAGCCUGCACAGGCCAUAAAAGAACAGAAAAGGAAUUCGCAAUAACGACGAGCUCCUUUACUCGUAGUUCGUAAAUCUCAUUCCAGAAACUAUGAGCACCUAGGGAAACGAGAAGCUAACACGAUGCUACCACAGCGGAUGAAAAAGGCUAUGACAGACAACCCAAAGAAAUUAGCCAAUUUGAUUGACCUCGUAAAUCUCCCUUCAACACUUAGAGAAUUCAUGGGUCAGUCACAGACUUCUCGCUUAGGUUGUUUUAAACGUGUCUGGUCUUACAUCAAGGAAAACAAUCUCCAGGAUCCAAACAACAAGAACUUAGUUAAUUGCGAUGAAAAGUUAAAGAGUAUCUUGUUGGGUAAGCCCCAGGUUGAGCUUACUGAACUACCCACACUGAUCAAGUUGCACUUCCCCAAGGCACCAAGAUGAUCGAUUUUGUUGUAAUGUUUGGUUGAUGUGCUUAUCCUCGAUUUUUUUACUAGAUUCCAUGGAUUUUAUGAAGGACUUAAAUUGCACAUCUUGGUAAAAAGGCUUGCUUACUGUUCAAGGUUCUACAAGUAGAAACAUAUAUCAUCUUCUGUGGAUCUCCAUAGUUGAGACCAUAUCUCCCUCCAUUUUUAAUUGUUUUGGAUAAUCUUUAUCGUAUCUCUUUUUUAUCUGUAUCGCUCUCCUUUCCAUUAUGAGUUAACCAGCCUUCCUUGAUGAACUUCAUAUUAGGAAUGAGACUGUCUUCAUCUUAGAGAUCCUUGAUAAACUCUGGCUCUUUCAACUAUUGUGAUUCAUUCUUGGAAUGCUUAAGCUAUUGAUGGUUAAGCAA
Molecule: messenger RNA, 820 nt
Organism: Nicotiana tabacum (common tobacco)
Lineage: Eukaryota; Viridiplantae; Streptophyta; Magnoliopsida; Solanales; Solanaceae
Source: RefSeq, a predicted model, not a curated record